AUGGCGCUCCCUUGGCUGCACCGUGCCGAGCUCGUGCUCCUCGCCGCCGCCUUCCUGGCCGGGGCCGUGGUGGCCGCCGCAGUCUUCCGGACGCAGAGCUCCUUCAGUGGCCAGUGCCCCGUCUAUGGUGCCGCCCUCUGGAAUGGCUCUGUCCUGUCCUUGGCCAGCUCCUCAGCCCCAUCCCUCUGCUACUUUGUGGCGGGGGUCUCGGGACUCCUGGCCCUCUACUGCCUGUUGCUGUUCCUCUACUGGACGUACAGCAGCUGCCUAGAAGAUUCUCACAGAAGUCCCCUCGGCCUGCGCGUCUCCCUGGGCUUGUCGGCUGCAGCCGUCUUCCUGCUUCUGGUGGCGUCCUGCGUCCUACGAUUUGGCACCACGUCCCUCUGUGCCUCCAUCAUGCGCCUUAAGAUUGUGGACUGCUGCUCAGAUGCCCAGAAACUUCCCUGGCUGCCUCCCAGACUCGGCCUACACUUCUACUCCACCCUGUACAGCGCAGAAGCUUCCUCCUGGGUGAACCUGGUGUUGUGGUGCCUGCUUCUGGCCUUGCAGCUGCUGCAGUGGAAGUGGGAAGCCCCCCCGUACCGGCCCCUGGAGCGAGGAGACCCCGAGUGGAGCUCCGAAACAGAUGCCCUCUUUGGGGCCCGCCCGUCCCAUCCCUGAAGAGGCUGGAAUUCAGAGUCUCCUGACCAAAGACUGUAUGCCCAAGUGCCUGGCGGCCCCCACCGUGCAGCUGCAGGCUCCCCCAGUGCUCCCUCCAAGGGGGAUGAACGCCCGUAGCUGGCUCCCAUCCCCUUCCUGCUGCUGCUGUCUUGGUAGCCAGAUGUUGCGGCCUUUCACCUUAAAAGUGUCCUUCCCUGAUGAAUGAAAACACAGAAAGAUCUA
Vombatus ursinus (common wombat) is the source of this 882-nucleotide messenger RNA. RefSeq names its product transmembrane protein 179B (gene TMEM179B). The record is from RefSeq and is a predicted model, not a curated record. The transcript has 5 exons. NCBI's taxonomy places the organism in Eukaryota, Metazoa, Chordata, Mammalia, Diprotodontia, Vombatidae. The coding region runs from base 1 to 660 and encodes 219 amino acids.